Messenger RNA from Danio aesculapii, 3872 nucleotides. Its product is annotated as claudin-20. The coding region runs from base 345 to 1076 and encodes 243 amino acids. The record is from RefSeq and is a predicted model, not a curated record. Gene Ontology annotation, molecular function: structural molecule activity. Gene Ontology annotation, cellular component: bicellular tight junction; plasma membrane. The transcript is spliced from 2 exons. NCBI's taxonomy places the organism in Eukaryota, Metazoa, Chordata, Actinopteri, Cypriniformes, Danionidae. Gene Ontology annotation, biological process: cell adhesion; bicellular tight junction assembly.
UUCCUGCGCGUGAAGUUGAGAGAUCGCUGCUGCGUGACGUAGAGCAUCAUUCGAGCAGCUCUGAAAACAGCAUCGUGCUCGUGUCCUCCGAAAGCUGAAGACACGGAGAACAUGGACGGACCGCUAACGAUACAUCUGCGGCCAUUUCUACUCUGUUUAUGUGUUUAGCAGUGCGUGCGGUUAUGUGUAUGUGUGCGUUUGGAAACCUGACGCGUCAUAGCUCGCUCUGCACCAGCCGAGGCAGGCGGCGGUGCUGAGGAGUCUCUGCCGUUGCAGUUGCAGCCGAAGGAGAGGGGACUAAGCAAGCCUGUGUGAAUGUUGGCCGGGCUCGGAAACGUGGCAGGAUGGCGUCCACGGGCACGCAGAUCUUCGCCUUUGUGCUGGCAUUGCUCGGCAUUCUAGGUGCCACCGUGGCCACGUUACUGCCCAACUGGAAGGUGAGCGCGGACGUGGGUUCGAACAUCAUCACUGCCAUCUCGCAGAUGCAGGGGCUGUGGAUGGACUGCACCUGGUACAGCACAGGCAUGUUCAGCUGUACACUAAAGUACUCUGUGCUGGCACUGCCCGCAUACCUGCAGACGGCACGCACCACUAUGGUUCUUUCCUGUGUGUUGGCAGCACUGGGAUUGUGUUUGGCCUCUCUGGGUUUGAAGUGCACUCGCUGGGGUGGAGGACGGCGUGCUAAACGCCACGCUGCUAUGGCAGCGGGCACCUGCUUUCUGGCCUCUGGCUUCCUCUGCCUCGUUCCCGCUUCUUGGUACACAAACGAGGUUAUUGUUAGCUUCCUUGACGCCAAUGUGCCCGAAAGCAACAAGUUCGAGCCAGGAGGCGCAGUCUACGUAGCCUUCAUCUCGUCUGGUUUCCUGUUCGUGGGUGGGUCCAUUUUCUGUCUGUCCUGUUCAGGCAAACGGCACGGCCCUCAGGAUUUGAUACUUCUCCCCCCUGACAAACUCCUUUUGCAGCAGCAACAGCAACUGCUGCAACAACAGCAGCAGCAGGAUCAGCUCCAGCACCAGUACUGCUCUCUCUCGCCGCUGGAUAACAAGACUGGCUACAGUCUGCAGGACUACGUCUAGAGUGCAAACAGUUCAGGUGCGAGACAAGCGCAAUGCACUGCCACUCAACCUCUUGGCUCUUGUGAUUACAACAUGAAAGGGCAGGAGGGACCGCAACUUUCAAACCUUCCCCUUCUCCUCUCCGUCUCUCUCCUUUUUAAGAUCAGGAAGCACAAACGGGAGAUGUACUCCCUGAAGCAAUGUCUUGGAACAGACGGAUUGUGAAUACCGAGGGGCAGGCAGGUAGCAGAAACGCUGCAGUAGCGACAGCGAAAGUGGUGUGAAGUACUGAGCAAGAUAAAUAAAUGCACAUAUCCAGCAUCCUAUUAAACCUUAUUAAAGCGUUCCUCUGGGAACUAAUUAGCAACAAGGGAAUGUUUCUGCAAUUUCGAAUCCCCCCAACCCCUUCCCAAAGAUCUGAACUAUGAAGCAAUCGUUUAGCUGCUAACAAUCGUUUGAUAACCUCUGUUUAACGUAAGAUGGCAAUAUGUCUCUAAGAGGCAAUGGUAUGGAAGAGCCCUUGUUUGGGAGGUUCUUUGCUCCCCCCCCCUCCUACAUGAGUAAUGGUUGUGUUAAUGAAACCUCUUGUCUUAUUUUGGUAGCUGAUAGACUGACAUGAUUGAUAUUCUGCCUAAGCAUGCUUUCUGGAGCCUGUGCAUAAUGCAGUGGAAUGCCUGAUGUAGACUGAAUUGUAGCCAUAUAGCCUGUGCCUAAAGAGCUCUAGUACAUAAACCGCCCAAACUGUUUGGAGAGAAGUAGGAGGAGCGAGUGAGUAGGGAUGGCCGGGGAAAUCCAUAAAGGCUGAGAGGAGACUGCCCCUUCAUAUGUCAAAUGAAACAACACUUUCGUAUUUCAGACUAGACAACAGCAAGCAGUCUUGAGCUCAGGGCUAGCCGUUCGCUCCAUUCGCACCAUCGUUUAUACUGUGCUGCAUGUGUGCUUUUAUUCACGCUCCCACUCACUGCCAUGGAAACGGGAUUCGACACCCAGAUACGUGUAUUGUGUAGAGGUCGUACCUUUCUGCCCACUCUGAGGAUGGUGGUCCUAUCUAGGAUGGGCUGGAGGCUGUCAUGAAUCACUCCAGCUAACAGCAGAGGAUUGGUGUCUAGGGACAAAGCCUCAGUCUUUAACUUGCUGACCAACUCAAUCAAUAAUUGCAUCAAUGAUAUUUUUAGUAAUUGGCUACAUUUGAACGAAACUGUGUGGUUAUGCCCACUCUCACAGCAAAUACUCCUUUUUCCGAGUAACGUUUCUUCUCUGCAAAUUUAAACAUACAGUUGAAGUCAGAAUUAUUAGCCCCCCUUUGAAUUUUAUUUUCUUUAAAUAUUUCCCAAAUGAUGUUUAACAGAGCAAGAAAAUUUUCACAGUACGUCUGAUAAUAUUUUUUCUUCUGGAGAAAGUCUUAUUUGUUUUAUUUCAGCUAGAAGAAAAGCAGUUUAAAUUUUUUGAACACCAUUUUAAGGUCAAAAUUGUUAACCCCUUUACGCUAUUUUUUUUUUUCCGAUAGUCUACAGCAGUGUUUCCCAACCCUGUUCCUGAAGGCACACCAACAGUACACAUUUCAAGCUCUCCCUAAUCAAACACACCUGAAUCGACUCACCAGAACAUUAGAAGAGACUCCAAAACCUGAAGUGAAUGGGUGAGAUAAGGGAGACAUCCAAAAUAUGUUCUGUUGGUGUGCCUCCAGGAACAGGGUUGGGAAACACUGGUCUCCAGAACAAACCAUCGUUAUACAAUAACUUUCCUAAUUACCCUAACCUGCCAAGUUAACCUAAUUAACCUAGUUAAGCCUUUAAAUGUCACUUUAAGCGGUAUAGAAGUGUCUUGAAGAAUAUCUAGUCAAAUAUUAUUUACUGUCAUCAUGGCAAAGAGAAAAUAAAUCAGUUAUUAGAAAUGAGUUAUUAAAACUGUUAUGAAAAAAAAUGGCGGAAAAAAUAAACAGGGGGGGCUAAUAAUUCAGACUUCAAUUGUAUUUGUCUCCAAAUGCAUCAGUCAUCUACAAGAGUCUCUUUUAUUCAUAUUUAAUGAACAUUAAAAGGUUAUUCUUAGUGUUUACAGACAUCAUCUACCAAUUCCAAGAGAGAGAACCACAGAUUAACACUAAUGGCUUAUUCACACCAAGCAGAGUGACUAUAAAUAAUACUAACAAUAAAUAUUAACCUCUAGUAAACGACUGAUGUUCUCAGUGUGCAACUAGAGCAUCUGAUCACUGAAUAUUUUAUUUAAAGGUAUUAUUCUAAUCAAACUAAUUUAGCAACUGUAUUCGGUGUAGGGAAUAAAAACAACUAUUUUAAAUCGCAGCAUUGUUAAAGGAUUCAACUGAAACUGAAGUGGAAACAUGAGAUACUUUUAUUUCAUAUAUCAAUUUGCUAGCCUGGCUUGCCUCACUUCCAUAUAUUUUUAUCAUUUUCUAGAUGGUCAUUAUCUUUAAAUCAUCAUGGUAAGAAUUUAUAAUUACACACUAUGAAUCAUUCAUUAUGCAUCAUCAAAUAGUGAAUUCAUUAUCUGUUAAGCAUUAACUCAUAACAGAUAUUAGUAAGCAGUUUAUAACAGCAGAUACAAAUGCUCUUAUAAGUAGGACCAGAGAGAAUCUGCUGACAUUUUUAGCUAUUCCUGCUCUGAAUAAUGUGAAAAAUCUGCGGAUUUAUGCGGAAGUAUUUUGGGAGUAUCGUAACUAAAACCUUAAUAUAUGAAAUAAACAAUAAUACCUUUUCAAUGUUUAUUCAAUGUUUACGAUGCGAAUCCAAUUAGAUCCAUUUAUUUGGUAAACAAAGCAAGUCUCUCAUAUAAUAUAUCUACACUAUAUCUACUAAAUAU